Messenger RNA from Leptinotarsa decemlineata (Colorado potato beetle), 770 nucleotides. RefSeq names its product synaptoporin-like. The record is from RefSeq and is a predicted model, not a curated record. Lineage: Eukaryota; Metazoa; Arthropoda; Insecta; Coleoptera; Chrysomelidae.
AUGUUUUCAAUUUGUGCUUUUGCUACCAUAUCCGGCUAUUCUGGAUUUGUCAAAUUUGAAUGUCCAGGCAUCAACUCCUCAUUACUAUUUAGUUAUCCAUUUGAUAUACAAUGGAACGAAAAAGUUCAAAACAAAACAAAUUUUAAUAUUUGUGAUAUACACUCUGAUGGAAAUUUUUCAUCAGAUUCCAAAUUUUUCGUGGCAACUGGAGUGCUGGCAAUGUUAUAUUCAUUGGUGAUCAUAUUUGUAUAUACUAAGCUAGAUGAAGCUUAUAAGAAUAACAAUAAGUUACCCCUUUAUGAUUUUUUCAUGACUGUUGUUUUUGGAGUUUUGUGGUUGUCAAGCAGUGCUGCAUGGGCACAUGCUUUAUCUGGUUUGAAAUCUGUCACUAGUGCAGUCACAUGUAAAAGUUGCACUCCUUUAAUUAGCAGCUUUUCUACGCUCAACAUAUCUGUGAUUUUUGGUUUUCUGAACUUCUUCUUGUGGGCAACAUGUCUUUGGUUCAUCUACAAAGAAACCUCUUUGUUCCAAGGAAAUCAGCGACAAACAACAGAUGGUGUUUGAUUAUCUAUUUUUUUUACUUGUUGGUUUUUGCACUCUUUUGACUCUAAUGAAAGUUUCAUAUUUUUUUUUCUUCUUAUUAUUCACCGUGUCAUAUUAAUUGAUGGAGAAAUACUUGUUAACUUCGAUUAUACAUUGUUUUCUGUAACAUAUCUUCGUUACAUAUGAUCUUAUCAUAAAUGGCUAAUUUUGUUACCAUAUCCAUUUAU